AUUUCUCCAUAUUAUUUAUAUACAAAUAACUUCUUCAGGGAUUCAAAGCUGACAUCAGUGCUGAAGGAGUGCCUCAGCUCGAGGCUGGUGUGGACGUCAGUGGUGGCCAACAUCACCAACUUGGAGGCCAAUUACUUGGACACCCUCUCCGUUUGCCAAUUUGUCACACGUAUCCAUCGCUCGCGAUUCAUUCACAGCACCGGUAGACAUAAGAUGCGUAAACUAUCGCAACAUAACAACCCUUUCAGCCAACACUUCGCCGUGGCCACCGGACAGGGAACCAAAGAUAUAGUGAACGAAGUCUUUGCGAAAGUAAAAGAAAAGUCGAGAGAAAAACAGAUCAGAGAAUCGGUUCGUGAGAAGGAUUUU
This is a messenger RNA of Oppiella nova, 369 nucleotides long. The record is from the annotation of a GenBank genome assembly. Lineage: Eukaryota; Metazoa; Arthropoda; Arachnida; Sarcoptiformes; Oppiidae.